AUGCGGCGCCAGGAUCCCGACUCCUGCCACCCAGACUGGCAGCUGCCAGAUCCAGCUCCGGACUGGCAACUGCCAGCUGCAGACUGGCAGCUGCCAGUUCGAAACUGGCAACUGCCAGCUCCAGUCUGGCAGCUGCCAACUGCAGAGUGGCAACUGCCAUCUCCAGACUGGCGGCUGCCAGCUCCAGACCGGCGUGGCAAACAGCACUUGAGGCGCAGUGGCCCAUACGCCUAUGCAGUCUCCUUCCAAGUGGCGGCAUUUUCCGAGGCCUUCGCGCCCACGGCGGUGUCCUACGCGGCGGUGCUGAAGGCCAUGGUCCGCGCCGGCCAGGUCGAGAGGGCCCAGACCUUUCUGGAGUCGGUUGAAGCCGGAG
Effrenium voratum is the source of this 373-nucleotide messenger RNA. The record is from the annotation of a GenBank genome assembly. NCBI's taxonomy places the organism in Eukaryota, Dinophyceae, Suessiales, Symbiodiniaceae.